AUGCCCACACAAAAUGCGACCGAGAGAAACAGGAUGUUGUUCUCGAGCUUUUCGCAAGGGUACACUAUUCCACCAGGGACGGAUUUGGGAGGGCCCAGCAUUUUCAGAGCAAGAUUUUCCUCGGAAGGGAAGGAAAAAACAGGCUGUGUCGGUGCAUCUGCAAGCUCACAACCGAUAAAGAGACGCCAGUAG
Molecule: messenger RNA, 192 nt
Organism: Colletotrichum truncatum
Lineage: Eukaryota; Fungi; Ascomycota; Sordariomycetes; Glomerellales; Glomerellaceae
Source: RefSeq, a predicted model, not a curated record